CAUUUGUGAAGGAGUGGACUGCCUGGACAUCUGUAUAUCUGAGCUGACCUGGCGGAUUGAGUGAUAGCCAGUGUUGCGAGGAGUGAGACUGCGAAUCCCGUAAGCAAGAUGCAGGUUUCAGGGCGCGCGCUCGCGUCUGGGGGUUGCUCCUGCUCCACCAUCCCGCACCAAUUUGGCAGGCAGGUAUUGGCUUUCCAAACGAAGGCACGGGUCCAAUCCAAGCGGGUGUCUGCUCAGCGCACUGUGGCUGCCAGCACCCCAGUCGCCACCGCCGAGAAAAAGCUGAAGAAGACAGCAUCGAAGGUAGCAGACACGGCCAAGGAUGUGGCGGAUAAGGUCGUAGGAGUCAGCAAGCCAGACCUGAGCAAGGUGGUGCUCCUACAAGCAUUCGGAUGGGACAGCUGCGACAAGGGCGGCUGGUACAAAAUCGUGAAGGAGAAGAUUCCCGACAUCAAGGCAUCUGGAGUGACGCAUGUGUGGCUGCCACCCCCGAGCCAGUCUGUGUCUCGCCAAGGCUACUUGCCUGGGCAGCUGUACAACCUGCAGAGCCUCUAUGGCAGCGAAGAGGAGCUGAAGGAGCUUCUGGCAGCCCUGAAGGAGGCCGGUCUGGUCCCAGUGGCAGACAUUGUCAUCAACCACCGCUGCGCUGAUGCUCAGGACGAGAACGGGGUCUGGAACAACUUCAGGGAUGAUGUCAGCCACUCUGGGGAGAAGAUUGACUGGGGCCAAUGGGCCAUCACAGGCAACGACCCAGAGUUUGGCGGCACUGGCAAUCCCGACACCGGCGAUGACUACGGCCCGGCCCCCGAUCUGGACCACCUGAACGAGGACCUGCGCUCGCACCUGAAGGACUGGCUGAACCACCUGAAGGAGGACAUCGGCUAUGAGGGCUGGCGCUUUGACUUUGUCAAGGGCUAUGGCCCGGAGUUCAUCAAGGAAUACGUCCUGGAGACUGUUGGCGAGGGAACUUUCAAUGUUGGCGAGUACUGGGUCGACCUCAGGUGGAACGGCGCUGAACUGGACUACAACCAGAACGACGCACGGCAGACAAUUGUCAACUGGAUCGACGGUGCCGGCGGCGCGUCGGCCGCCUUUGAUUUCCCGACCAAGGGAAUCCUGCAGGAGGCUGUCAAGAACUGCCAGUACUGGCGCCUGCGCGAUGAGAACAACAAGCCGCCCGGAGUCAUCGGCUACUGGCCUGAGCAGUCCGUGACCUUCAUUGACAACCACGACACCGGCAGCACGCAGCAGCACUGGCCCUUCCCUGACUCGCACGUGGACCUGGGCUAUGCCUACCUGUUCACUCACCCGGGCAACCCCACCAUCUUCUGGGACCACUACUUUGACAACGGCUACAAGGGCGUAAUCGACCAGCUGAUCGAGCUGCGCAAGCGCGCCGGCAUCACGGCAGGCUCCAACAUCGAGAUCCUGGCUGCCGACCAUGACUUCUACGUCGCGCGCAUCAAUGACAAUGUCACCAUCAAGAUGGGCCCCCGCUACGACAUGGGGGACCUGCUGCCCAAGGAGGAGGAUGGCUGGAAGUUUGCUGUCAGCGGGACAGACUUUGGCAUCUGGGAGAAGACCGCCUGAACAGGCGCAGAGUGUGUUUCAGGAGGGGUCAAUCAAGUAGAGGGCGUUCCUGGCCUUGGCUGCUUCUGAAGUCAGUCUGAGGAGCUGCGGUGCAUGUUGGGUAGAGGCUGCUUGGGUCUCCGUUGGAGUGGGAAUAUGUCCACGGAUGUUUUACUGAGAGGCAGAUAUUUGCCAGAAUACAGAUCUGUGGUUCGUCACAGUGGGUUUGGUGUCUCUGCCUGGUAUCUGCUGGGUAGUGAUGCUGCUUGGGUGUCACAAGAGCUGCAAGGCUGAACUUCCCCAGUGAUCUGAGUCAUCGGGUCACCUCUGUUGUUUCUACAGAACUUGUCUUUUUAGCAUUGUAGUUUUGGAAGGUUUCCAACUGCAUCUUGCAAUCAAUUAUAUAGAUGGGAGAUGAAUGGAAUGUUACCCAUUUAGAUAUCCUCAGGUCAAAUUCCCGGGGUGAGGGUACUUGUGCUGUUUGUUUUGAUCUCUUCCAGUGCGGACUUGUGCUUUGUCGGCAUCAAUGUAAAAACUGUCUAGUGAUUCAAA
Messenger RNA from Coccomyxa subellipsoidea C-169, 2121 nucleotides. Its product is annotated as glycoside hydrolase. The transcript is spliced from 10 exons. Gene Ontology annotation, biological process: carbohydrate metabolic process. NCBI's taxonomy places the organism in Eukaryota, Viridiplantae, Chlorophyta, Trebouxiophyceae, Coccomyxaceae. Gene Ontology annotation, molecular function: calcium ion binding; alpha-amylase activity. Bases 109 to 1590 code for a protein of 493 amino acids. The record is from RefSeq and is a predicted model, not a curated record.